AUGCUCUCCUCUCCAUCCUGGCCUCCUCUCCUCCACCUCCUCCUUCUCCUCUUGCACCUCCUCCCUGCUCUCUCCUUUGAGAUAGGGGACUAUGCCCAGUGUAGGAGAGCUAAAUUCGUCCCAGGCUACAACCUUGUGGGGGAGGGCUUUGACGUGGUCACCCUGGAGCGUAAAGGCGCCUACCUGAUCAAUGUGGGUGCCUACAUGACCCCACGCGGCUCAUGUCGUCUCUAUCGAAACCCUCAUCAAGGAAACUAUCUGCAGAAACUUCCGAUCUCUGUAGCAGACUGGCGUCCAGUUACUCACUGUGAAGUUCAUCUGGAAGACACCGUCCACUCAUCCGCCAGUUCACUGAUCAACACAGUAACCAACCAGAAGACCCUCGAAUGGGAGGUUGGUCUAGAUCUGGAUAAGUUCGUUGGCCUGAAUGUGAGAGGAGGUCGUUCUAAAGUGUAUAACUUUGCUAGAACCAGAAGCAGCGAGGACCAGUUCAGCUUCAGUUCCCACAGGGUCAAUUGUACCUUUUACAGGUUCCGUGCCAUAUCCGCCCCACGCCUCAGCUGGGAAUUCCGUAAAGAUCUGGAAAGGCUCCCGAGUUACUACAACUCCUCAAGCGAGGAUGAAUACAGAAACAUCAUCGACACCUAUGGGACACAUUACAUCCGCAAGGUUGACCUUGGAGGGCAAAUACAACGAUUCACGGCUACACGGACCUGUUUGUCCAAACUCAACGGCUUCGCCUCGGAUAAAGCACACGAGUGUUUGUCUCUGGGUUUCAAAGUGGGUCUGGGGAUACUCAGUCUGUCCGCUGCCCAUAGUUCGUGCUCCAGGUUCCUCGAGAACCACGGUCUGUCCACCUUGUCCCACUAUCAUCUCCACAAGCACUACACAGAGGUGGUGGGAGGCCAUGGCUGGAAUGGGGAGUUUUCUCUGAUGAACCAGGACUCCCAGGGCUUCCACAAGUGGCUGGAAUCCCUCAAAGACCACCCUGACGUCAUCUCGUACCGACUGAGGCCCAUGUACAAACUGGUGCCAUUCAGGGUCCAAAGAGACGCGUUGAAAGCCGCCACAGACCAGUACUUAAAGGAGAACUCCAUCACGUCUUCAGACAGAAGGCCGUCCUGUGGCUACUCCUCCAACCACGACUGGAACUGUUGUCCCGAACAGACGGGGAAGGGGCAGCUGAAGGUGACCCUCAUUGGAGCCUGGAGUCUCAAAGGAGAUUGGUGGGGCCUCACUGAAGGGGAGUAUUUUGCUGUAAUAUCACAUGGUUCCCAGUCCUACAGGACCAGUACGAUCCGUUCAAACAACCCUCAAUGGAACGUCGAGUACAACCUGGGCUCGGUCUGGGUCGGACAGAGGCUGACCAUCAAGAUCAUUGAUGUCGACUGGAUCUUUGAGAAUGAGCUGUUGUCUUGUUCGUGGUGGACCGCCGUGGGGUCGCAGGGGCUGACCUGCAGGACUGAUAAGGGUGUCUACGCGGGUACCAUGACCCUGACCUGUGGACCCCACCUCAGUGGAGACCACUGCCACCAGUACCAACCCUACGUCAUGUGA
Messenger RNA from Sphaeramia orbicularis (orbiculate cardinalfish), 1557 nucleotides. RefSeq names its product perforin-1-like. Gene Ontology annotation, biological process: defense response to virus; immunological synapse formation; T cell mediated cytotoxicity. The record is from RefSeq and is a predicted model, not a curated record. Lineage: Eukaryota; Metazoa; Chordata; Actinopteri; Kurtiformes; Apogonidae. The coding region runs from base 1 to 1557 and encodes 518 amino acids. Gene Ontology annotation, molecular function: wide pore channel activity. Gene Ontology annotation, cellular component: membrane. The transcript has 9 exons.